This is a messenger RNA of Rhinolophus ferrumequinum (greater horseshoe bat), 3168 nucleotides long. RefSeq names its product Putative N-acetylated-alpha-linked acidic dipeptidase. Bases 113 to 2365 code for a protein of 750 amino acids. The record is from RefSeq and is a predicted model, not a curated record. The transcript has 19 exons. Gene Ontology annotation, molecular function: carboxypeptidase activity. NCBI's taxonomy places the organism in Eukaryota, Metazoa, Chordata, Mammalia, Chiroptera, Rhinolophidae.
UAGGCGUCGGAGCUGUGAGCGGAUUCUAGCUCUCUGGGCAGAAGCAUCUAGCCCGCAGCAGGACCGCAGCCUAGGCACAGGUCCCGGGAGGGCCCCGCCGCCCGGAGCCGAGAUGUGGAAUCCCCUUCACGAAACCGACUCGAUCUUUGUCGCUUGGCGUCGCCCACGCUGGCUCUGCGCUGGGGCUCUGGGGCUGGCCACCGGCCUCUUCUUCGUCGGCUUCCUUCUCGGAUGGUUUAUAAAAUCCUCCAACGAAGCUACUAACAUUGUGCCACAGCAUAAGAUGAAGAAGGCAUUUUUGGAUGAAUUGAAAGCUGAGAACAUCAGGAAGUUCUUAUAUAAUUUUACACGGAUUCCACAUUUAGCAGGAACAGAAGAAAACUUUCAGCUUGCAAAACAAAUUCAAUCCCAGUGGAAAGAAUUUGGCCUGGAUUCUGUUGAGUUAGCCCAUUAUGAUGUCCUGUUGUCCUAUCCAAAUAAGACUCAUCCCAACUACAUUUCAAUAAUUGAUGAAGAUGGAAAUGAGAUUUCAAAUUCAUCAUUAUUUGAACCACCUCCUCCAGGAUAUGAAAAUGUUUCAGAUGUUGUGCCACCUUUUAGUGCUUUCUCUCCACAAGGAAUGCCAGAGGGUGAUCUAGUGUAUGCUAACUAUGCACGGACUGAAGACUUCUUUAAACUAGAGCGGGACAUGAAAAUCAAUUGCUCUGGCAAGAUUGUGAUUGCCAGAUAUGGGAAAAUUUUCAGAGGAAAUAAGGUUAAAAACGCCCAGCUAGCGGGAGCCAAAGGAGUCAUUCUGUACUCAGAUCCUGCUGAUUACUUUGCUCCUGGGGUGGAAUCCUAUCCAGAUGGUUGGAAUCUUCCUGGAGGCGGUGUCCAGCGAGGAAAUAUUUUAAAUCUUAAUGGUGCAGGGGACCCUCUCACACCUGGUUACCCAGCAAAUGAAUAUGCUUAUAGACGUGAAAUCCCAGAGGCUGUUGGUCUUCCAAGUAUUCCCGUUCACCCAAUUGGAUACUUUGAUGCACAGAAGCUCCUGGAAAAAAUGGGUGGAUCAGCACCACCAGAUAGCUGGAAAGGAAGUCUCAAAGUGCCCUACAAUAUCGGACCUGGCUUUACCGGAAACUUUUCUACACAAAAAGUCAAGAUGCACAUCCAUUCUAACAAUAAAGUGACAAGAAUUUACAAUGUGAUCGGAACUCUCAGAGGAGCAGUGGAACCAGACAGAUACGUCAUUCUUGGAGGUCACCGUGACUCAUGGGUGUUUGGUGGCAUUGACCCUCAGAGUGGAGCAGCUGUUGUUCAUGAAAUUGUGAGGAGUUUUGGAAUGCUGAAAAAAGAAGGAUGGAGGCCUAGAAGAACAAUUUUGUUUGCAAGCUGGGAUGCAGAAGAAUUUGGUCUACUUGGUUCUACUGAGUGGGCAGAGGAUAAUUCCAGACUCCUUCAAGAGCGUGGUGUGGCCUAUGUUAAUGCUGAUUCUUCUAUAGAAGGAAACUACACUCUGAGAGUUGACUGUACUCCACUGAUGUACGGCUUGGUAUACAACCUAACAAAGGAGCUCCAAAGUCCUGAUGAAGGCUUUGAAGGCAGAUCUCUCUAUGAGAGCUGGAGUGAAAAAAAUCCUUCACCAGAGUUCAUCGGCAUGCCCAGGAUUAGCAAAUUGGGAUCCGGUAAUGAUUUUGAGGUGUUCUUCCAAAGACUUGGAAUUGCUUCAGGCAGAGCCCGGUAUACUAAAAAUUGGGCAAUAAACAAACUCAGCAGCUAUCCACUGUAUCACAGUGUCUAUGAAACAUAUGAGUUGGUGGAAAAGUUUUAUGAUCCAACUUUUAAGUAUCACCAUGCUGUGGCCCAGGUUCGAGGAGGGAUGAUAUUUGAACUAGCCACUUCCAUUGUGCUCCCUUUUGACUGUCGAGAUUAUGCUGUGGUGUUAAGAAAGUAUGCUGACAAAAUCUACAAUAUUUCAAUGAAACAUCCACAAGAAAUGGAAAGAUACGGUGUGUCAUUUGAUUCACUGUUUUCUGCAGUGAAGAAUUUUACAGAAAUUGCUUCUAAGUUCAAUGAGAGGCUCCAAGACUUGGACAAAAACAACCCAAUAUUGUUGAGAAUUAUGAAUGAUCAACUAAUGUUUCUGGAACGAGCAUUUAUUGAUCCUUUAGGGUUACCAGACAGGCCUUUCUAUAGGCAUGUCAUCUAUGCUCCAAGCAGCCACAACAAGUACGUGGGGGAGUCAUUUCCAGGAAUUUAUGAUGCUCUAUUUGAUAUUGAAAGCAAAGAGGAUCCUUCCAAGGCCUGGAGAGAAGUGAAGAGACAGAUUUCUAUCGCAGCCUUCACGGUGCAGGCUGCAGCAGGGACUCUGAGAGAAGUAGCAUAAGGCGUUUUUGUAGAGAACCCAUGUUGAGUUGGUGAUUCUUUCUGAGUCAUCAGAAAUCAUCGUGGGUGUAUUGAUAAACUAAAAAUUAAAGUUGUGUGUAUCUUACUAUUUUUUUCUUCUCAAAAAACAGAGAGUUGAUUUCUAUUCUAUAAUUACAGAAGGUUAUUCUGAAGUUGAACUACAUGUUAAAAUUAAAGACAGCCUAAUAUAUUAAAACUCUUAUGUGGCAUUACCAGGGAAUCGAGUUUAAUUCAGCAUUUCCAAACCUACUCCUGUCAUUUCACACAAAGAAAACGUCAGUGUGUGACAGAGCACAUGAGAAAAUUCACAGGGCUGCUGCAAGCCAGGGGCCUCAAGCCCUGCCUGGCCCCCAAGGCUGAGAGGAUACUAUCUUAGGACACUACUUGGACAACUCUGGUCUGAGCAAACUGCUAGUACAUAUAGUCCCUCUGUGCCAUAGAGAUAAUUACUUCUUUUAAAUUAGCAAAUAUUUAUACCAAAGGGUAUAUAUAACAUGUAUGUACAGUGAAAAAUAAUGAAGAAAUGAACAUUUAUAAUUCCCCCACCCCUACACACACACACCAACAACCAGAUGGAGAAAAGAAAUGUGACCGAUAUCUUUGGAUCCUCCAGGAACUGUUGACCAGUGUGCCUUUCUUGUCUGCCAGACAUACUCACUUUCUUGAAUUUUAUGUCAAUCUUGCCUAGUAUUUAUAAUUUUACCACACAUGGCUAGAUCCCUGGCAUGUUUUGGCUCUGUGUACUUUGUGAACUUUUUUAUAAAUAAAAUCAUACCAUGUGUA